Messenger RNA from Ascochyta rabiei, 1779 nucleotides. RefSeq lists its product as uncharacterized. Bases 1 to 1779 code for a protein of 592 amino acids. Lineage: Eukaryota; Fungi; Ascomycota; Dothideomycetes; Pleosporales; Didymellaceae. The transcript is spliced from 14 exons. Gene Ontology annotation, biological process: transmembrane transport. The record is from RefSeq and is a predicted model, not a curated record. Gene Ontology annotation, molecular function: transmembrane transporter activity. Gene Ontology annotation, cellular component: membrane.
AUGUCUUUCUAUCCUCCAGCCACAUCAUCAACGCCCGCAAGGUCGAAUACUCCCGACCAGUAUGAUCGAGAUUCAACGGGCGACAUCGAUGGCAAACAACCAGUGAAGGAGACAGCCACCGUUACGAACCUAGCAACAGCUGAGACACAGCUGAUGGAAGCAGCGUUGGGAGACUACAUUCUGCGCCUUCUGAGAAUCAGAAAGGGAAAGAGGACGGAUAUAUAUGAUCUCGAUGCGGUUGCGACGCAAUCAAGCAUUUGGGAUUCUGAGAAUGUAGAGGAGCUAAAGAGCCUCCAUAUACACCCGCAAUGGGAAAACUGGUCUGCGUUUGACCCCAGUUUCCGCUGGAGUUGGCGGGAGGAGAAUGCAGUACGGCGAAAGGUGGACUGGAAGAUCAUGAUUUGGGUCUGCAUCAUGUUUGCGGCUCUGAACAUUGAUCGUAACAACAUCAGUAAUGCGGUGUCUGACAACAUGCUGGACGACAUCAACAUCACUCGAAGCGAUUAUAACCUUGGUCAAACCAUCUCACGUGUCGGUUUCCUCGUUGCCGAACUACCUUCGCAGUUGAUCUCGAAGCGUAUUGGUCCGGAUCUAUGGAUCCCAAUACAGAUCUGUAUCUUUAGCCUCAUAUCUGCAAUGCAGUUCUUUCUGAAGGGUCGAGCGUCUUUUCUCGCUACCAGAUAUCUGAUCGCUACGUUUCAGGGUGGCUUCAUCCCUGAAGUUAUUCUUUACCUCAGCUACUUCUACACUGGUAAAAAUUUGCCCAUUCGAUUAGCAUGGUUCUGGAUGUCCUCUCAGCUGGUUGAUAUCGGUGUUGGUUUUGCCGCAGUCGGGUUGGUCUCCAUGCGUGGUAUUCUAGGCUAUGAGGGCUGGCGUUGGUUGUUUUUGAUUGAAGGAAUGUUCACAUUCACUGUUGGCCUUGCGUCUUUCUUCCUGAUGCCGCAGUGCCCGACAAAAACGAAGAGCUGGUUGUUUCCUAAGGGAUACUUCAACGAGAAGGAACAGAAGAUCGUUGUAAACUCAGUAAUCCGAGACGAUCCCCAUAAAGGUGGUAUGUACAACCGACAAGGUCUUUCGGUCCGCCAGAUCUGGAAAUGCUCCAAGGACUACGAUAUGUGGCCACUGUAUGCAUUGGGCCUGUUGUUUGGCAUCCCGAAAUAUCCAGUGUCGCAGUAUUUGACACUUUCUUUCCGCGAUCUGGGAUUCAACGUCAUCCAGUCAAACUUGCUGUCGAUUCCGUACAUCGUCGGCUCCAGUAUUACCAUGCUUCUGAUUACUGCGUUCAGUGAACUGGUCAGCAAUCGAAGCUUCGUGUCCAUGGCAGAAGACGCUUGGCUGCUGCCCUGUUUCGUAGCUUUAAUCGCGCUGAAGGAUCCGAUCAGUGGCUGGGCUUAUUUUGCGAUCUCGACUGUUUUGCUAUCCUUCCCAUACACCCACCCCAUACAGGUCACCUGGACAAGUCGCAAUGCUGGCUCUGUACAAAAUCGAACCGUCUCCGCCUCGUUGUACAACAUGUUUGUCCAAGUGAGCGGAAUGAUUGGCGCCAACAUCUACCAACCCACCGAUGCGCCACGAUACUUCAAAGCCAACAAGGGUCUUCUCGUCGUAUGCGUAUGGGUGUGUCUUGUUCAAUACCCUGGAACUUACUUCUACUACCAAUGGAGAAAUAAGACGAAGGCUAAGAAGUGGGAUGCAUUGACUGAAGAGGAGAAAGACAGUUACAGCACAACUACAAAGGAUGAGGGGAACAAACGCCUUGAUUUCCGCUUCGCUACCUAG